Vespula pensylvanica (western yellowjacket) is the source of this 5304-nucleotide messenger RNA. It is a transcript of the gene mew, whose product is annotated as integrin alpha-PS1. Gene Ontology annotation, molecular function: integrin binding. The record is from RefSeq and is a predicted model, not a curated record. Gene Ontology annotation, cellular component: external side of plasma membrane; integrin complex. The transcript is spliced from 18 exons. Gene Ontology annotation, biological process: cell-cell adhesion; cell-matrix adhesion; cell adhesion mediated by integrin. The coding region runs from base 188 to 3490 and encodes 1100 amino acids. Lineage: Eukaryota; Metazoa; Arthropoda; Insecta; Hymenoptera; Vespidae.
GUUUGUAUUUCAGGAUAGUAAAGUGAUGAAGUACGAUUGGUGUAUCAGUCGCAUGGGUGGAUCUCAUAAGAGUUUUAAAGGUAUUCGUGUUGAAAGGGGAUAAAGAAAGUAAUAAAGAUAGGGUCAUUGAAAGCAGUACAACAGAAUUUAAAAAUAACAUUCACUCAUGAGCGUUUGACAACCUAAGAUGAGGUGGUUCGUAUUGAUAUGGGUUCUUUUAAAUGUCUGGGCAAUAAAUGCUUUCAAUUUGGAAGCACGAAUACCUGUUAUUAAAAGAGGAUUAAGUGGUUCGUACUUCGGUUAUUCGGUAGCUGAACAUCAAGAACUAACUGAGGAUGGUACUGAAAAAGCUAAAAGUUGGAUGUUAAUUGGCGCUCCGUUAGAUCAAAAUAGACAACCUGAAACAAAUAGAUCAGGUGCAUUAUGGCAAUGUCCAUUAACCACAUACACAAGGGAUUGUAUUCAAGUUAUCACAGAUGGACGAUCAACAGCAGAGGGUGGUCUGUAUGAUUCAAGUUUUGAUUCUGAUGAUUUAGUUCCUCCUGGUAAGGAUGAAAUAAAAGAUAACCAAUGGUUAGGAGUUACAGUACGUAGUCAGGGUGUUGGUGGCAAAGUAAUGGUAUGUGCUCAUCGACACAUAGUUAAAACUGCAGACUCUCGAUGGGGACAGGGUCAAUGCUAUAUAUUGACUCAGGAUUUAAAGUAUCAAGAUUUAAAAAAACCAUGUUCAGGAAAACCUACUAAUAAAGCACACGAACAAUUUGGAUAUUGUCAAGCUGGUACAAGUGGAAUAUUAACUUCUGAGGAUCGUGUGGUCAUUGGUACACCUGGACCACAUACAUGGAAGGGAACAUUGUAUCUUUUUACUGUGUCUGAUGAAUUUUUAAAUAGAGACAAUACUGUUUACAAUGUUCCAAUGCAAGAUUCCUCACCUGUUAACAAAUAUAGUUACUUAGGUAUGUCAGUAGCUGUGGGUAACUUCUUUGGAAAUGGUUUAUCAUAUGCAGCUGGAGCUCCGCGUUCAAAAGGAACAGGACAAGUUGUCAUUCUCACAAGAAAAGACAUUAAACCUGAUAUGGAUGUUGCUUUAAUCUUAAGUGGUGAACAAUUUGCUUCAAGUUUUGGAUAUGAAAUUACUUCAGCAGAUGUUAAUGGAGACAAAAUUACAGAUUUAAUUGUAGCAGCACCGUUUUAUUUUAAUAAAGCAGAAGGUGGAGCUGUUUAUAUUUAUACAAUGCUAUGUAAAAAUAUUAAAGAUAAUGAUAAAUGCAAACCCGUUAAAUUAGUCGGACGCGAAGAAUCAAGAUUUGGAUUUGCAUUGACUAACUUGGGAGACUUGAACAAAGAUAGCUAUGAAGAUAUUGCUAUUGGUGCUCCUUACGAAGGGAAAGGAACUGUCUACAUAUAUCUUGGAUCUAAAAAUGGAAUCAUUACGACGCCAUCACAAAUCAUUCAUUCAGAAGAUACUCCAGUACCAUUACGCACCUUCGGAUAUUCUUUAAGUGGGGGAAUUGAUAUGGAUCAAAAUGGUUACCCUGAUUUAUUGGUUGGUGCUUAUGAAGAUGAUGCUGCUGUACUUCUUCGCUCAAAAAAGAUUAUUGAUAUUACUACAUAUAUUAAUUAUCUUAAAAAAGAUGGAACAUAUCAAGACAAGAUAGAUCCUAUAGAUCCUAAUAAAUUAGGAUGCACUGCACGUCCUGAUGCAAAUCAUACAUGUUUUUCAUUUGAAGCAUGUUGUAAAACAGAAUCUUUGGUUAAAGAAGAAGACAUGCAAAAUUUACGAUUAAAUUACUACAUAGAAGCUGAGACUUAUUCUGGUGUAAAAAAGUUUUCUAGAGUUUGGUUUGGUAUCGGUAAUACACGUCCUCAUUAUGUUAAUCGUACGGUUACUUUAGAUACAACAAAAUUGAUACAUUGUCAAACGGAGAUCGUAUACUUAAAAGAAAAUACUCGUGACAUCCAAUCACCCAUUAAAUUUCGUUUAAAUUAUUCGUUGAUACAAGAAGAACCAAUGAUGCGUAACGAAGGAGAUCCAUUGCCCGACAUAAAAAAUUAUCCUAUUCUUAAUCAACAAGAAGCAGCUCGCAUAUUUGAAGCAACAUUUCAAAAAGAUUGUGGAGAGAAUGAUAUUUGUGAAAGUGAUUUACAAGUAUAUGCUCAUUUAAAUUUAUCAGUGUCAUCUGUUAAACCUAAUUUUUACGAAUUACUUCUCGGUGAAAGAGAAGAAGUAGUGGUUGAAGUUAAUGUAACAAACGUUGGCGAAUCUGCAUAUGAAGCACAGCUUUUUAUAACUCAUUCACAAAAUUUAAAUUAUAUUGCCAGUAAAAGUAAUGAUUCUGUAAUCUGCAAUUUAUAUAAUGCAACAUUAGUAGCAUGUUCUAUUGGCAAUCCAUUUAAGAAAGACAAAAUGGUAAACAUACAGGUGCGAUUUGAUCCUAAAGGUUUAGAAGAUAAUGAAUCAUUAUUAGAUUUUGUGAUUUUUGCUAAUUCGACAUCUAAAGAAGUGACUGAAAAGAAACCUACUCUUUUACAAGCUACAGUUUUAAAGAGAGCUGAAUUAUCAAUAAAGGGAAGUGCAAAAACUCAAUGGGCGUUUUAUGGUGGACCAGUUAUUGGCGAAUCAGCUAUAAAACACUUGAGUGAAAUAGGACCUAAAGUUUCACACACUUAUGAAGUAUUUAAUGAAGGACCAUGGAAAGUAAGUAGCGUAGAAGUGCGAAUUUCGUGGCCAUACGAAGUUGCAAAUGACAAAUCUCAUGGUAAAUGGUUAUUGUACUUAGAAGAAUUACCAACUGUACAAGCCUUAGGCGAAGGAGAAUGUACGCUUCCACCAGGUCAUUCAGUUAAUCCAUUAAAAUUACAAGAUUCUGUUAAUUUUGAAGACUUGGAUACAAUUUUUCCAACUCCAUCUACAUCGCCUCCUAUUUUGUACAAUCAUACUAAUCAUAUAAGAAUGAAACGAGAUACAGAAAAAGUUGUUAAUACUCGAACAAUUAUUGAUAAGGAUGGAAACAAACAUUAUAUAGUUUCUAUGAAUUGUAAAGCAGGAACAGCAAAAUGUUUUGAUAUAACGUGUAUUAUAUAUAAUUUACAACGAAAACAAGAAGCGAUUAUAACUGUCAAAGCAAGACUUUGGAAUUCAACGCUAGUAGAAGAUUAUCCAAAAGUAGAUAUGGUAAAGAUAGGUUCGAAUGCAAGAAUAAUUAUACCCCCUAAUGUCGUGAUACAACAAGAAAAUUUAAAAGACGAUCAUGCGAUUGCUGAAACAAUUACAUAUCCAGAUCCUCUGGAUCAACAGGAUGUAGAGCCUGUUCCUAUCUGGAUAAUCAUAGUAGCAGUAGUUGCAGGUUUACUACUAUUCAUUUUACUUACACUAGUACUUCGAAAGUUAGGAUUCUUUAAACGAAGACGACCGGAUCCUACUUUAUCUGGUAAUCUUGAAAAGCACAGAGAUGAUAAUCCAGAAAAUGAAGCUUUAUUUAAACACUGAAAACCUAUAUAUACAUAUUUAAAAAAAAAAAAAAAAAGGAAAAGAAUGAAUCACAAAGAAUACUUACAAUGUGGCUUUGACGAAUUGUCACAAUACUUACAUUCAGUACUUAUGGAAAUAAAGAACCAAUAGCUGACAGCAGCUUUAAGAUGACAUCAAGGCUGCUUAUAAAUUUUUUACAUACACUAUGUGUAUAAUAGAAGCAGCUAAGAGUACAUAUAUACAAUUUAAAAAAGAAAUUGUGAUAAUGACCUCUUAUUAAAUGUUUACUUUUUUUUUUUUCCAUAAUAGUGCUAGCACUAUUUUUAAAAGAUAUACUUUUAUAUAUAGUAUAUGUAUUUACGUAUUUAUGUUUACAUAGUAUUUUUAUUUUGAUAGAUCAUAUUACGAUAGCUGCUGUUAAUUUAUCACUUAAUUUAUCUCAGUUGAAGGAAAUUUAAAUUACUUAUUUUUUAUCAUCAGGAGAAUGAUCACAAACAUGCUUUAAUAAUAACAAAGCAGAAAUUAUACAUCAUCGUUUUGAAUCAUUGUUUGGAUUAUAAUAUUAGGUCUAUAAUGAAGACUGUUACAAAAUAAUGCUAAUAGCAACAUUUAUUUACUUAAUUUUAUAUUAAGUUUGCAUACGUGUAUGCAUGGAGUAAUAAUGUAUGUAAGGACAUAUUUACGAUACGUAAAGCCGCUUUUCUUUGCCAUGUCAUCAAAAAGAAUAGUAUAUUAUUAUAAUAAUAGAUUAUCACAAGUUACAUAUUGCCUUACUUAAAAGAAAUUAACAGUUUAGAUAAAAUCACACAAAUGAAAAUUUGUCAUUAUCUCCAUAUUGCUUCAUAUAAUGAUACUGCCCUAUAGAUUAGGAUAAAUUUAUAGUUGGUAGUAUCAUUAUAUGUCGUUAUCAUUAUUGAAAAUACUUUUAUAAAAAAAUAUUAUAUAUUUUCGUAAGGUAAACUUAUAUUAUACAAAAGAAAAUUUUAUAUAAAUUUAUACGAAUUAUUUCUUCCAAUGUGUUCAUAUAAUUAUUUCAUGAGUUUUUAAAUUUUAUUUAAAAUAUAUGAAAUAUUUUAAUAGUAAAAGGGAAGAUGUAACUUCUAUUAGAAACUUUUUCGUUUCGAAGUUCAUUUUUACACCGUGCCAAUUAUUGAAACAUAAAUAAGUGAUAAACGUGCUUUUAAAUUUUCCCAGUUUUUUUCUUUUAAUAUUUAUAAAUAAAACAAAUAGUAAUUUAAGAUUUACAUAGUCAUUAUAAUUUUAGAUAUCUAUAUUGUUUUUAAUUAAUUAAGUAGAUUCAUAAUGUCAAUUUUGAAAUUUUUAUAAUAUUGAUACUUAUUUUCAUAUUCGUCAAAAUGCAAUGAACGCUCGCACAUAUAAAUCAUGAACUUACAAAUUAAGUAUUUAUACAUUUAUUAAACAAUUAAUCGUGUGUAGAUAGAUCAAAAUUUAUCAUAUAAUUUAUCAAUAUUUUUUAAUCAUCAUUUUGAUAGAAAAAUAAUUAUGAAUUCCAGUUACAUAUGUAAUACACAUGUUGUAACACAUUCCUUGAAUGACUUAGAGAUUUCUCAACAAUGAGGGUAUACUAGAAAAGAGAGUAAUGAAAUGAUGAAAGCAUCACUUAUAGUAUGAUGCAUUAAUCCUUUUGACUUCAAAAAGAUGAUCUAAGAAAACAUGAUAUAUAAUUAUAUAUUGAAGAUGUAAAAAGGGUUAAUGUUAUAUAAAUUGUAGAAGCUCAUUAUGUGUGAAGACUUGGAGGUACUGCCUAUAUAAGUUAAACUGCCAUGUAAAAUGCUAAUACACAUGCUUAUAAAUAAAUGCUAAUUCUGGUA